CAUCCCUCCACCCCCUCCCCCGCCGCCCCAUCGCCUUCAUCUCUCCAUCCUCUCCAUCCCUUCAUCCCGCCCCGGAGCCCCCCAGGACCCAGUGCUUGGUGCUGCUCCUCGCGCGCACUGCAUCCCGGGGGGUCCUCAAUCCAGCUCUGAUCCCCAAGUCCCUCUCUUCCAGCCUUAGUUUCCCCCACCCCCCGCGGCUCUCCCCAGGGUAUCUCCGCCCCUGUCACGGGAAGAUUUAGUCUGAGGGUCUCCCAAUUCCAGGGCGGCUUUGUCCCUCCAACCACGGGCCUGUGGCGCCGACUUCACCAUGAUUUCUGCCAAGGAGAAUAAAACGCCAAAGGACAGCAUGACGCUCCUGCCUUGCUUCUAUUUCGUGGAGGCUGGGGAAACUGAGGCAUGGGGUGAACCCCAGAGAGAUGCUGUCACUUAUUUCUGUCGUUUGCCUUGGACCUUGAGCGUGGAGGCACACAUCUGCGAUCCCGGCACUGUGGAGGUGGAGCUGCCCAUCGUGGCCUCAUCCAUCGUGUCUCUGUACUUCCUGGAGCUGACUGACCUCUUCAAGCCGGCGAAGGUGGGCUUCCAGUGCUACGACCGCACGCUGUCCAUGCCGUAUGUGGAGACCAACGAGGAGCUCAUUCCCCUGCUCAUGCUGCUGAGUCUGGCCUUUGCCGCCCCCGCAGCCUCGAUCAUGGUGGGCGAGGGCGUGCUGUACUGCCUGCAGUCACGGCUGUGGGGUCGCAGCGUGAGCACAGACGGGGCAGAGGGCAGCAUCAAUGCAGGCGGCUGCAACUUCAACUCCUUCCUGAGGCGCACUGUGCGCUUUGUGGGGGUGCACGUCUUUGGCCUGUGUGCCACAGCUCUGGUGACCGAUGUCAUACAGCUGGCCACUGGGUAUCAUGCGCCUUUCUUCCUCACGGUCUGCAAGCCCAACUACACCUUGCUGGGCACAUCCUGCGAGGCCAACCCCUACAUCACUCAGGAUAUCUGUUCCGGCCACGACACGCAUGCCAUCCUAUCCGCACGGAAGACCUUCCCGUCCCAGCAUGCCACGCUGUCAGCCUUUGCGGCAGUCUACGUGUCGAUGUACUUUAACUCCGUCAUCUCGGAUACCACAAAGCUGUUGAAGCCCAUCCUGGUGUUUGCCUUUGCCAUUGCUGCGGGCGUGUGCGGGCUCACGCAGAUCACACAGUAUCGCAGCCACCCUGUGGAUGUCUAUGCAGGCUUCCUGAUCGGUGCUGGCAUCGCAGCCUACCUGGCCUGCCAUGCGGUGGGCAACUUCCAGGCCCCACCUGCAGAGAAAGUGGCUGCCCCUCCCCCCGCCAAGGAUGCACUGCGAGCUCUGACCCAGCGAGGCCACGACUCAGUUUACCAGCAGAACAAAUCUGUGAGCACCGAUGAGCUGGGCCCACCAGGGCGACUGGAAGGAGUGCCAAGGCCUGUGGCCCGUGAAAAGACAUCACUGGGCAGCUUGAAGCGAGCCAGUGUGGACGUGGACCUGCUGGCCCCUCGCAGCCCCAUGGGCAAGGAGAACAUGGUGACCUUCAGCAACACACUACCUCGUGUUAACACGCCCUCGCUUGACGACCCAGCCCGCCGACACAUGACCAUACACGUGCCCCUAGAUGCCUCGCGCUCCAAGCAGCUCAUCAGUGAAUGGAAGCAGAGGUCGCUGGAAGGCCGUGGCCUGGGGCUGCCAGACGAGGCCAGCCCUGCGCAUCUGCGUGCAGCCACAGAGCCCAUGGCAGAGGAAGAGGAGGAGGAGGAGGAGGAGGAGGAAGAGGAGGAGGAGGAGGAGGAGGAAGGACCCAUUCCACCUUCACUCUACCCCACUGUGCAGGCCAGGCCUGGGCUAGGUCCUCGUGUUAUUCUCCCACCUAGGCCGGGGCCUCAGCCACUGGUGCACAUCCCCGAGGAGGGGGUGCAGCCUGGCCUAUCCCCCAAGAGCAGUGCUGCAGUGCGUGCCAAAUGGUUAUCCAUUGCAGAGAAGGGUGGGGCCCCCGUGGCAGUCCCCUCGCAGCCCCGGGUGGCCAACCCACCAAGGCUGCUUCAGGUCAUCGCUAUGUCCAAGGCUGCAGGUGGGCCAGGCCCCAAGGCUGCGGAGACGGCCUCCUCAUCCAGUGCCAGCUCCGACUCGUCACAAUACAGGUCACCAUCAGAUCGUGACUCUGCCAGCAUUGUCACUAUUGAUGCACACGCACCCCACCACCCUGUGGUCCACCUUUCAGCAAGCAACACUCCUUGGGAGUGGAAGUCAGCAGGUGGUGGUGCCAAGGGGGCAGAUGGUGAAGGAGGGUAUGAGCUGGGAGACCUGGCACGUGGCUUCCGUGGUGGGUCUAAGCCACCUGGUGUGUCUCCUGGCUCCUCCAUGAGUGAUGUGGACCAGGAGGAGCCACGGUUUGGGGCUGUCGCCACUGUCAACUUGGCCACGGGAGAGGGUCUGCCACCCUUGGGUGCAGCUGAUGGAGCGUUGGGCCACGGCAGCCGGGAGUCCACACUGAGGCGCCAGGCAGGUGGGCUGGGGGAGCGUGAGGCGGAGUCAGAAGCUGAGGGCUACUACAGGAGGAUGCAGGCCCGCAGGCUCCCAGACUGAGGCUGCUGGCUGAAGGCUGGGGGAGGGGCAGGAGGGCCUUGGCAUUUGGUAACUAAUAAAGGUAGCUGGUGACACCUGA
Jaculus jaculus (lesser Egyptian jerboa) is the source of this 2669-nucleotide messenger RNA. RefSeq names its product phospholipid phosphatase related 3 (gene Plppr3). Gene Ontology annotation, biological process: phospholipid metabolic process; phospholipid dephosphorylation; signal transduction. The transcript is spliced from 8 exons. Gene Ontology annotation, molecular function: phosphatidate phosphatase activity. Lineage: Eukaryota; Metazoa; Chordata; Mammalia; Rodentia; Dipodidae. The record is from RefSeq and is a predicted model, not a curated record. Bases 308 to 2590 code for a protein of 760 amino acids.